Messenger RNA from Trichoderma harzianum CBS 226.95, 1020 nucleotides. RefSeq lists its product as hypothetical. The record is from RefSeq and is a predicted model, not a curated record. Lineage: Eukaryota; Fungi; Ascomycota; Sordariomycetes; Hypocreales; Hypocreaceae. Bases 1 to 1020 code for a protein of 339 amino acids. The transcript has 2 exons.
AUGGUCGGCGAUAUGUCUUUUGAUAAUGCAAGAGUUUUGGUGUUCGGUGGCACUGGAGCCCAAGGGCGAUCGAUUGUUCAAGCAUUGGAACGGACCAAGCGAUAUCGUGUGUCUGUUCUCACUAGAAACAAAGACUCAACCCAAGCCGCGGCCCUGGCAUCCUCCUUUCCGGACGUCGAAUUCGUUGAAGGCUCGUACACAACAGAGGAAGGCCUACGCAACGCUUUUGCCAACCAAGACGUUGUAUACUUCAGUAUAGACAGUUUCAACGUUGGUGAGCCAUUUGAGUACUUCUGGACGUUUCGUGCCUACGAGAUCGCUGUCCAAAGUAAGCUGAAAUGGUUCAUCUUCGCUGGUGCUGGAGAUAGAUACGGCAACUUGGACAUGGAUGAAAAAUACAGGAACAGUCACAAUAUCGUGUCUAGUAGGUUAACUGGCUGGUUAAUGAAUCAGCCUCUUGACCGACUCCCUUGGACUAUCCUGACAGGCGGAGUUUACGCUGAAAUGCUUGGGAUCCUUCUAAGACCGACUGAGAACGAGGAUGGAUUCGUCUUUCAAAAUCCCAUGGAUGAUGACAGCGUCAUGCCACUUCUACCUCUUGAAAUGUACGGUUAUCGCCUCCAGUGGGCUUUGGCACACCCAGAGGAGAGUAUUGGAAAAAUGUUGUCCGCAGGACCCUUUUUUGUCACUUUUCCAGAGAUCGCUACAGCACUUCAGCAAGUCACAGGCAAAAAGGCUCAAUUUAAGAGCAUUACGACAUCCGCAUGGAUGGAAGCUAUUUCUAGCCAUGUAGAUCCAGAGGGGAGAUUGCCCAGAAGAGCGGAUCCCACUGAUCCCACUUCGUUUACGUUUCGCAAAUCUUUUUCGGCCUGGUGGAAUAUUUGGAAAGAGCAGAAAGAAAAGAAGAUAGAAGAUAUGGCUUGGGCGGAUGAAGUUUAUCCUACACGACCAAGGAGUUUGAAGGAAUGGAUGGAAACAGUUGGGUAUGAGGGGAAGCAAAUUGUUCCCCUCUAUGAGUAG